ACACCUCCCCAGUGGUGCUGGCCCUCUGUGAGCUGCUCAGUCUGUCAGUGCAGCCAAGGCAUUCAGUCAAAUAGCUAAGCAAGCAGGCAUGCAGACUGCAGCAAUCUAAAACAGCUCCAUACUACUAGCGCAGCCCAAGGGGAAGAGAGAGAAAUAAAUAAUUGAAAGAAAGACAAACUAGAAAGCAAGAACAAGAGAAACUGCACUCUUGUAGACUCAGGAUACGCGAUUGCUGGAUUUUGCAGAGCAAGUCUUCUUCAUGAGCAAGCAGCGGCGCUCAGAGAUUUCAAGGCAUUUUCAGGUCACAGAUCUGCCACUAUGGUUAAAUGUCUUGUUUAAUGGUUGAGAGGUGUGGAGCAUUUGAAAGUCCUGAUCGGAAUGCUAUCUAUUUUCGCAUGCUUGGAGAUGCACGAGUGAGAGAGCAAGCAGGGGUUCUCUCUGAGCGGCGAGGGUCCUUCCCAUUCAUAGACUUCCGAUUACUAAACACCCAGACCAGAGGCUCCAAGCAACCUGCAACCUGUGAAUGAUUUCUGCACAAACUGCAACAGCAAAUUCAGGAGAAAUUGGCACUAAAAAAAAAGUGAAGAGGCUGUUGAGUUUCCAGAGGUAUUUUCAUGCUUCCAGACUGUUACGUGGAAUUGUGCCACAGACCUCUCUACACCUUUUAGACGAAGACUACCUUGGACAAGCAGGGCACAUGUUGUCGAAGGUUGGAACGUGGAAUUUUGACAUUUUCUUGUUUGAUCGACUCACUAAUGGAAACAGCCUGGUUACACUUUUGUGCCAUCUUUUUAACGGCCAUGGUCUUAUUCAUCAUUUCCAGCUCGAUAUGGUGAAAUUGCACCGUUUUCUAGUUAUGGUGCAAGAGGACUACCACAGCCAGAAUCCUUACCACAAUGCUGUCCAUGCUGCUGAUGUGACUCAAGCCAUGCACUGCUACCUAAAAGAGCCCAAGCUUGCCAGGUAUCUCACCCCUCUCGAUAUUUUCCUGGGACUGUUUGCAGCUGCAGCUCAUGAUGUUGAUCAUCCAGGGGUCAACCAGCACUUUCUGGUCAAAACCAAACACCAUCUUGCAAGCUUGUACCAGAAUGUGUCCGUAUUGGAAAACCAUCACUGGAGGUCGACAGUGGGCAUGCUCCGCGAGUCAGGGCUCCUGUCCCACCUGCCUGUGGAAAUGACGCAGGAAAUUGAACAACAGUUGGGUUCGCUAAUUCUGGCAACAGACAUUAGCCGGCAGAAUGAAUUUCUCAGCAGUUUUAAAACUCAUCUGGACAAAGAUGAUCUGUGUUUGGAAGAUGCAGAACACAGGCACUUCAUGCUGCAGAUUGCUCUCAAGUGUGCUGACAUCUGCAACCCUUGCCGGGUGUGGGAAAUGAGCAAGCAGUGGAGUGAGAGAGUCUGCGAGGAGUUCUACAGGCAAGGUGACCUAGAGAGGAAGUUUGAACUUGAAAUCAGCCCUUUGUGUAAUCAGCACAUGGAUACUGUUCCAGCCAUACAAACAGGCUUUAUGACAUACCUUGUGGAGCCUCUCUUUGAUCAAUGGAGGCGAUUCACGGACAACACGCCCCUCACAGAGGCCAUGAUAAGCCACCUCAGGAAGAACAAAGCUAGGUGGAGGGCACUGCAUCACAAUAAGCACCACAGGGGUGAUGAUGACUCUGGCCAGCGCAGUGAGGUGGUUCAAUCAGGACCCUAAUCUCGUAACAAGACAGGCAUUACUCAGCAAGGAUGUUGCUGUUUGAACUCCUCAUGGCAGAUGCCUGUGUUGAGAUCUAUCGAAAUGUUACAGGGUACUCUUAAGUGUUGCCAAUGGUAGACAAGAGAAACACAAAGACUGAAGAAGAAACGACCAAAUCCUUUGCUUUCUCCCUCCUUGUCUUGCAUUCAUUUUGGAUGUGGAGGUCUCACUCUCUCUGAAAUGUAAUCAGUCAACCAAGUUUGUUUUCCAGUGUGAUUCCAAUGGAAGAAUGUCAUUUUCGAAGGAGGACAAGAGGCAACAGAAGUGAAUUUUUUUUUUUUUUUUUUUUUUUUUU
This is a messenger RNA of Polyodon spathula (Mississippi paddlefish), 2033 nucleotides long. RefSeq names its product cAMP-specific 3',5'-cyclic phosphodiesterase 7B-like. Bases 524 to 1696 code for a protein of 390 amino acids. The record is from RefSeq and is a predicted model, not a curated record. Lineage: Eukaryota; Metazoa; Chordata; Actinopteri; Acipenseriformes; Polyodontidae. The transcript has 14 exons. Gene Ontology annotation, molecular function: 3',5'-cyclic-AMP phosphodiesterase activity.